This is a messenger RNA of Cercopithifilaria johnstoni, 207 nucleotides long. The record is from the annotation of a GenBank genome assembly. Lineage: Eukaryota; Metazoa; Nematoda; Chromadorea; Rhabditida; Onchocercidae.
AUGGAAGGUGGAUUCUUGCAAGAUACGAUUAUAGGGAAAGUGGAUUCUUGUAAGAUACGAUUGCAGGGAAGGUGGAUUCUUGCAGGAUAUAAUGGCAAGGAAAGUGAAUCCUUGCACGAUGACAUGGAAGGUGGAUUCUUGCAUGACCACGAUCCACUUUCCAUGGAAAGAUGUAAAUUCAUGCAAGAUGAUAGAGGAUUACUAUAA